Messenger RNA from Talaromyces stipitatus ATCC 10500, 706 nucleotides. RefSeq names its product 66S preribosome component LOC1. Gene Ontology annotation, biological process: intracellular mRNA localization; ribosomal large subunit biogenesis. Gene Ontology annotation, cellular component: nucleolus; preribosome, large subunit precursor. The transcript has 3 exons. Gene Ontology annotation, molecular function: mRNA binding. Bases 143 to 706 code for a protein of 187 amino acids. The record is from RefSeq and is a predicted model, not a curated record. NCBI's taxonomy places the organism in Eukaryota, Fungi, Ascomycota, Eurotiomycetes, Eurotiales, Trichocomaceae.
AGCUGACAUCGUUUUUCCUUUUGAUUUGCGAGGAUCAAAUAGAGCUCUUACUACAAAAUUUACUUACUAUCGAGCAUACCUUCUUUCUCCGGCCAUCGACCCGCAACAACCUUCAUAUUCAACAAGAUAUAGAAACAGCGCAAUGGCACCAACAUCCUCCAAAGGCCCCUCCAAGGGUACUUCAAAGAACUCCUCCAAAUCAUCUUCAUCCUCAGCCUUCAAAGUCAACAAAUCUAAAUCCAAAUCCAAAUCUAAGCGCCCAUCCCCGAAAGAAGUAAAAUCCCAAUCCCGCAGCGCACCCAAUCGACAAAAGAAAACCAAGGCGAGAGAAUACACAGAAAAGGAAUUGGGAUUACCAGCCUUAAAUAUGAUUACACCUGUUGGUGUGCAGACACCUAAGGGGAAGAAGAAGGGGAAGACUUUUGUUGAUGAUCAGGAGAGUAUGAUGACUAUUCUAGCAAUCGUCAAUGCAGAAAAGGAAGGACAAAUCGAAUCCAAAAUGAUCAAGGCACGACAAAUGGAAGAAAUCCGGGAGGCGAAGAGGAAGGAAGCUGAAGCUAGGGCUGAGAAGAGGAAGUCGAAAUUGGAAAAUAUCAAAGAUGAACUACGAAACAAGAAAAAGAAGAGAUCGAACGAUGGUCCUACCGAAGAUAAAAAAUCGACUUCUAAGCCUAGAGAGAAGCGGAAGAGUGUUUCAUUUGUUUGA